Messenger RNA from Cornus florida, 669 nucleotides. RefSeq names its product ABC transporter I family member 1-like. NCBI's taxonomy places the organism in Eukaryota, Viridiplantae, Streptophyta, Magnoliopsida, Cornales, Cornaceae. Gene Ontology annotation, molecular function: ATP binding; ATP hydrolysis activity; transmembrane transporter activity. Gene Ontology annotation, biological process: cytochrome complex assembly. The record is from RefSeq and is a predicted model, not a curated record. Bases 1 to 669 code for a protein of 222 amino acids. The transcript is spliced from 5 exons.
AUGUUCAGUGGUUUGAAGUUCUUAAAGGCAAGCAAGGAGGUCUCUGCCUGCACUAGAGCUUAUGGGGCUUGGAAGAUUGGCGAAAGCCAAUUUGGUUGUGAGCCUUCAGUGGCAUUGGCUACUGAAGGGGUUAAGUGUCUGGAGUAUAUUAUUGCAGAGCACCAAAAGAAAGGAGGGAUUGUGAUUGUGGCCACACAUCUGCCAAUUGAGAUUGAGGAUGCAAUGUAUUUGAGGUUGCCGCCAAGGGGAAAUUCCUUGGUAGCACACCAAUUAGCUAGGGGAACACUUUAUCUUUCUCAAGUAAGCCCGUCUCCUGCUUUAAUCAAGGCUGAGGUGCCAUGGUCAGCUCGAAGAGGAAAUCUCUCUGAGAAUGAACACGUCUUGAAGACACUUGCCCCCAUGAAGGCAAGCAAGGGGGGGUCUCUGCCUGCACUAGAGCUUAUGGGGCUUGGAAGAUUGGCAAAAGAUAAAGCAAGAAUGCUCUCAAUGGGCCAACGGAAAAGGGUGCAGCUUGCAAGGUUUUUGGCAAUUGAUCGGCCAAUUUGGUUGUUAGACGAGCCUUCAGUAGCAUUGGAUACUGAAGGGGUUAAGUUGCUGGAGUAUAUUAUUGCAGAGCACCGAAAGAAAGGAGGGAUUGUGAUUGUGACCAUGCACACAUCUGCCAAUUGA